Messenger RNA from Sphaeramia orbicularis (orbiculate cardinalfish), 5650 nucleotides. RefSeq names its product gamma-aminobutyric acid type A receptor subunit alpha1 (gene gabra1). The record is from RefSeq and is a predicted model, not a curated record. Gene Ontology annotation, biological process: monoatomic ion transmembrane transport. Bases 430 to 1809 code for a protein of 459 amino acids. Gene Ontology annotation, molecular function: extracellular ligand-gated monoatomic ion channel activity; GABA-A receptor activity. The transcript is spliced from 10 exons. Gene Ontology annotation, cellular component: membrane. Lineage: Eukaryota; Metazoa; Chordata; Actinopteri; Kurtiformes; Apogonidae.
AAAUGGACGGGCUAGUCUUUAUAUUAGGUUGGUACAGCCGAUUCUAAAAUAAAAUGGACUGCGCUUGGACGCAAUCUGAUUUCGAUGCAUUUGGUCUCCUGGGAUAAUCUAUGAGCUAUAAGGUUUAUAAUAAAUUGACAGGUCAGUACAUAGUCAAUAUUUGUUAGUUGAGAACAUUUGUGUUGCUGACAGACUGAGAGAGUUCAACUCACUACAGCACCACCAAUGAACAGUGAGAGAGACCUGCGCAUAUCGUCAGCAGCCGCUUCUCCAGCCUCAAGCUAAAAUUCGUCAGAUCUGAGAUCACAGAGGAUUUUUCUCAUUCAGUCCGGCUAGAAAAGAUAUUCACAAAAAGUUUGAGGAUAUAGGGAGCGGACAACGAAUAUACCCCGACUCAUCUGCUCAGUGAAAGGUCCUCAUAUUGCAACUAUGUGUGGACGGAGCAGGACGGCCUUUCUGUGUCUGCUGUGGGCUUGCUUGCUUAUCGCCGAUGUUGUACUGGGUGGGAAAAGCCUGACAGAUGAAGCGGCUAACGACGGUAACACUACAGUGUUCACCAAGAUCUUAGACAGCCUUCUGGAUGGCUACGACAAUCGCCUCAGGCCAGGACUGGGAGAGCGUGUAACUGAAGUCAAGACUGACAUUUUCGUGACUAGUAUUGGGCCAGUUUCGGACCAUGACAUGGAGUACACCAUCGAUGUCUUCUUCAGACAGAGCUGGAAGGACGAAAGGUUAAAGUUCAAAGGCCCCAUGGCUGUACUGCGUCUCAACAACCUGAUGGCCAGCAAGAUCUGGACCCCUGAUACUUUCUUCCACAACGGCAAGAAGUCAGUGGCUCACAACAUGACAAUGCCAAACAAGCUGCUGCGAAUUACAGAGGAAGGGACACUGCUGUACACCAUGAGGCUUACAGUAAGAGCAGAAUGCCCCAUGCAUCUAGAAGACUUCCCUAUGGACGCCCAUGCUUGUCCACUCAAGUUCGGAAGCUAUGCCUACACUCGGGCAGAGGUGGUGUACGUGUGGACCAGAGGCGCUGCCCAGUCUGUGGUGGUAGCAGAGGACGGGUCCAGAUUAAACCAGUAUGAUCUGAUGGGGCAGAGUGUGGAUUCUGGAGUGGUGCAGUCCAGCACAGGAGAGUACAUUGUGAUGACGACCCACUUCCACCUGAAGAGGAAAAUCGGUUACUUUGUGAUCCAGACGUAUCUACCCUGCAUCAUGACAGUCAUCCUCUCCCAGGUGUCUUUCUGGCUUAACAGAGAGUCUGUCCCUGCCAGGACUGUCUUUGGGGUGACCACUGUCCUGACCAUGACCACACUCAGUAUCAGCGCCAGGAACUCGCUCCCUAAAGUGGCCUACGCUACAGCUAUGGACUGGUUCAUCGCUGUUUGCUACGCCUUUGUCUUCUCCGCUCUCAUUGAGUUCGCUACAGUCAACUACUUCACCAAGAGGGGUUACGCCUGGGAUGGAAAAAGUGUGGUACCAGAGAAGCAAAAGAAGAAGAAGGAGUCUCUGCUGAAGAAGAACAACACCACAGCCUACCCAGCCGCCACUGCUACAGCCUUCGCCCCUCAUAUUGCCAGGGACCCUGGAUUGGCCACGAUUGCCAAAAGCGCCCCACCACCCCCAACCGAGCCCAAGGAGGAGCCAAAGCCCAAGCCUCCAGAGGCCAAGAAGACCUUUAACAGUGUGAGCAAGAUAGACAGGAUUGCCAGAAUAGCCUUCCCUCUGCUCUUUGGAACCUUUAACUUGGUCUAUUGGGCAACCUACUUGAAUAAGAAGCCCAAAUUGCAGGGGAUAAAUCCACACUAAUCCAUGUUUCAUUCCUUUGAAAUUAUACCUGUAAUUAUUUCAUUUUUUCUUUAUUAUUACUCCUGAAAAAGUGUUUAUUUUCAGACAAACAUGGUGUCCAUGCUGGUUUGAACUCCAACUUGUUGCAUUGCUUCUCUGUUUACCCAAAUUUUGAAGAUUUUGAAAAAACAAAAUAGAGGAAAAAAAAAAAAAGAACAAUAAUGACACAGACUUUUGAAAGGUUGUUGUUCAGGUCUGGGAUGAUGCUACUAAGAAAAUACUCCUAUAAAUAUAUAGCCAAGAGAAUGCUAUUCUACAACUGCACAUAGCCCAAAAUUGUCAAGGGGCUUUUGUUUCUAUGUUUGUGUUUUUGUUUCUUUUCUUCUUCUUUUUUUAUCAUUAUUUAUUUCAUUCCAGCAGGAAAUCAUAGACAUGGUAAAAAGGCACUUGUGUAUAUGCAUGGGCAGGGCAUCCUAUUAUUUAUUUAUUUAUUUAUUUAUUUAUUUAUUUAUCUAUUUAUUUAUUUACUCAGACAUACAGGUAAACACUGACUGAUGGCUUAGUUUCUUUCAUAUCUGCAGCAAAAUGCUACGCUCAGUCUCUGUCGAAGUAUCUUCCAUUCUCUGUAGACAUUUUAUGAGAUUAAUUAUAUCAUUCUUAAAACUAUACGUUUAGGGUUUCUGCAAUAGCAAUAAAACAUGUCUCAGUGGACACACCAUUUAUUUAGGGAUCAAAAAAAUACAAAAAUCCAAUCAUUUCUGUGCUCAGCAUUGAAAUUAUUGUUAAUUUUUCUUUGCAACAUUGUAAAUAUUAUCAAGUGUUAGAGAUGUCAAUAUUAUGUUAAAGCUUUGCAAAGUGUAACUUAAGGAUAUGUUUAUUGAAGAAAUGGAAAAAGAAAGUUUUGAAUUCAUUUAUUUUUGUUUCUAUUUAUGAUACUUUCUAUAUAAAAAAAAAAAGAAGUAUAUACUGGUCUAAUUCACGCUUAAGUGACUGUUUCUCUCCAAGUUAGCGUUCCAUUCAAAGCUGCUUUCACACUGAAGUAAAAUAUUAUUCAAAUACAUCUUUACCUGUGUGUUUGUCUACACACUGACAGCAACAACAGCAACAACAACAUUGGCGUACACUGGGGUUAGCUAGCUACAGUAUAAGUAAGAAUGUAAAAAUCAUCUUGAAUCCUGGAGUGCAUUUUAUAUUUCAAAUUGUCAGGAAAAAAAAAGAAAAAAAUAAUUUGUUCAUUUUGAUUGUUGUUGGGUUUUUUUUUGUUUUUUUUUGUCUGUUUGUUUUUGGCGUGUAUAAAAGAGACACCAGAUUUUCAACGGUGGAGCCUCAUUUGCCAAAACACCAUUUAUAGCAAAGAACAAUACAAGCAUCAUUUGAAAAGGGGCGGGGCACAAUGAGAACGAGGAGAAGUGCCUUUACCGUUUUCAAAGUGAAGCUACGAUGGCUACUUCUUUGCUGAUGGAUGGUGCGUCUGUAAUUUCCAUCCGACUGUUGUCCCCUGACCCUUUGUUUCUUUGUUUGGUCAUAACAGUCCUCAUCUCCCUUCAGUUCAAAAAAAAAAAAAAAAGUUGAGACAUAAAACUCAGAAAGUACCAGCUACACUGCCUUCAGUAUCACAUGCCCGUUUGGACUCAUUUGUUGCUGCUUGUUGGUGAGCAACAGCGAGAGACAGGGACAUAGACGGAAAGAGACAAAGAAAGAGACAGGAGAAGUUGAGUUGAAGUGGCACUGUAUUCUUACUUUAGCCGGAGCUGUGUUUCGCACAGAGGACUUGUCUUGUAGUUCUACGAUAGUGAUGAAGAUGAAUAUAUUUUUGUAGCAUGAUGUCAAUCCCUCUUCCGAGAAAAACCAACAGAAACUCGCAAAUGUGAAAAGAAUGCUUUUUGUUUUUGUCUUGAACAUUGCUUGCUCUAUAUUCUUUUAGCUUAUAAAAACAACAUACACUUUAGGGAAAUGCUUCUUCUCUGAUGUGGCACGUUAAGGUUUCUGAACAGUCCAUUCUAGAUUAUGUUAAUGUAGCAAUAUUAAUUAGCAAGGGCUUUUCUUAGGACCUGAACCUAAGAGUCUGGGGAUGAUAUCCGUUGUAGCUUUACAUUGACCCCUCUUACUUGUGGCGUCAUCUGUGCGAUGUAUACGUGAAAAUCUAGGAAUUCUUUAGAUUCGGUCAAAGAUCGCAGGCAUCGCUUUGUGUGUCCAUUGUGGGUUCGAGAAGCCACUGGCUCCUAUAACCCUCACCUCGCUUCACAAUUUAUGUCUAUUGAGUAGAAGCGCAUUAUGUUGCGUUAUGGGUUCUAGAUAUGCUUUUUUUUUUUUUUUUUUUUUUUUUCAGAACACGUUUUACAGCGCACUGAACAGGCCAAAAGGCAUGUAAGAACCCUGCAGACUUCUCUGUGUAUUUGUGUGCUGAGGUGAGGAGGUCACACCAUCGCCAGAGGGGAAUGAAAACACAGACCAGUGGUUGUUGCUCUUGUUAUGAUUUGAAUUAUCAUUACGAACAAUAUGAAACCUGUCCCCUUAAUGGCAGAAGUCUUUGCAAGGAUAUGCAAGCAGUCUACCGUUCACAGCCACUUAACCUACAAGCAGAGGGUCAAGAAACUGCAAAGGUCAGGACGAAGAGUUGUAUAAAGAUAUUUGAAUUCUAAACUAUUGUAUGUAUGUUUAUUAUCAUGAAGAAAAUAUAUAUAUACAUAUGUAAAAUACAUAAUGCAUACAGUAUGAUUCUAUUAAUGAAGAUAUUAGCUAAGAUGAUGAUGAAUAUUGUUUGUAUUAUCAACCUAUUGUUAUGCAUUUUGCACAUUUAGAACAAUAACAUUACAUUUAUGUAGUCAGCUUUGUGCUAUGCAAGGACAGCUUUGAACCACAUCACUGACCUUCUCUUCCCAACCAUUGUGUUGCAGAUUUACAAGCUAUUAUUGAAAAGACAUUAAAAAAAACAAAACAAAAAAAAAAAGCUUUGCUUUUAUCAGCUCUACACCCAUUAGCCUUUUUAGUUUCAGGUUUUUUUUUCCAUUUUUUGUUUUUUCUUUAUUAUUAUGAUUUUUUUUUUUUUAUCUUAACCACGGCUAUACAGGGUGACAUCAAAGAAGAAAACACUGGAUUAUCUGUUUUGUUUGCGCUUCGGAUUUAUCAGUGGUUGAAGGGAAAAUGGCUUUCGAUUUUGAUUGCACUUUUUCUCCAGAGACAUGCAAUAACACAAUUGAUUUGGAAACCAGGAGCAAAACUGUAACAGGAUCAUCUUGUUAUUAAAAACAUUUGUUUAUUUCUUGAACUUUGUUUGUCAUUCUAAAAAUGGAGGCAGGUGAAAAUGUUAUCUUGCUAAACGGAUCAUUUUGUUUGUCUUAGUUUUCCCAAAAGCUCAAUGAUAUUAAAGGGGGCAGGAGAGAGGUUUGACUUUGACAGAGCAGAUCCCGAUUUUAUACACUUUUUUUUCUCCCCCUGUUGAAAAUGCUGUAUCUUUGCUAAGCCCUUAUCUUGUACUCUGAGCAGGAUCUAAAUCAACACUGUUGACCAUCCACUACAAUUUUUGAGCCAAGACUGGUUUUUGGUACAUUUAAUGUUCCAGAGAUAGAGAGAGAAUGUGAAAUAUGAGGCACAGUGCAAUCAUGAGCUUCCAACUUUUACCUUCACCUCCAUGAGCAGGCCAUACAUGUAUAUAACACAUCCGUAGGCACAUCAGUCAUUUACUUUGUCAUGUUUGAUGCAAGGUCCAUUGCAGUUCUCAGCAGCACUUGCUUUACAACAGAGUCUUUGGUUAUUCCUAGAUACCUACUGGAGUCUUUUCUUGUAUUUUUAUCAAGCAAAAUAUGUUCUGAUUUUCACUGAAAUGUAAAAAAAAAAAAAACUAAUUUUCUAAAGCACAAAA